AUGCAAGGCUCUUUAUAAGAGAAAGAAGCUCUAGCUGACAUAUUUACUUAAUUUAAGAAUGUAGAUGAAGAAAUCUAUGGAGUCAUAUUAAAAAUAUUAAGAAAAGAAAAAGUUUAAGAUUGUAUUGGAUAUCUUUCUGAUAAUAGAAAUCAAAUAAAUUUAGAAUAAUAAAUCUUACAACAAAUAGAGAAUAUCACACAAGCUGAUAUGGAAUAAAAAUUGUCUGUUAUUGCAAAUGACAUGAAAUAAAUCACAAAUGUAUUAAAAAAAUUAAAAGAUCAUGACUUCAAUUACAAAGACUUUUCUGCGGAAGAAUAUGAUGAAUCAACAUUAAGUUUAAUUUAAAGCAUCAAGGAUAAUAGAAGGAAUAUUGAAUUUUUGUAAUUUUUAGUUCAACUCACAUCCAUAGAUGAAAAUUUGAUACAAUGUGGAUCUAAUUCAUUACAUAUAUUAGUUUAGAUGAAGGUUGACCUUAGUAACAAAAAUUUGGAAAAUAUUAAGAUCUAAAAUAUUUCUUUAGUAGGAGCUAAUUUUAUUAGGUGUAAUUUUAGUGGAUCUUAAUUUAAUAAUGUUAACUUAAGUGGAAUUAAUCUGAAUGGAGCAUAAUUAUUUAAUUGUAAAUUGAAAAACUUAAGAAUCCAUGAAUUGUAUAAAUUUAAUGGUCAUAGAAAUUAAGUAAGAUAAAUUUGUUUCUCUCCUGAUGGAAAAACAUUAGCUUCUGGUGGUUAUGAUAAGUCUAUCCGCAUAUGGGAUAUAAAAACAGGAUGA
Molecule: messenger RNA, 768 nt
Organism: Paramecium pentaurelia
Lineage: Eukaryota; Ciliophora; Oligohymenophorea; Peniculida; Parameciidae
Source: the annotation of a GenBank genome assembly